CCCCCCAUCCACGCGCCAAAACCGCAGCCCCAUCUCCUCCUUAUCUCUCCGUGCCACUGAAAUUCCCUGGGAACAAACACUCACUUCCCAAGGAUAAAUUGUCAAGAUUGAUUUACACGCUAGUGGCUGUGCCGCGACGUGCGGCGGAGGGAGAGAGACAUGUCUCUGCAGUGCACUGCAAACUCACUCCGGGCUCUUGCUGCGCUCCCGGCGCCAUCCUCCUCCCGCCGCCUGGCGAGAAAUGCUUUCCUUAUGCCAUGCCAUACGAGUCGCAUCGGUGCGCUGGUCCGAGCUGCGGAUUCUUCCCCUCCCGCCGCACCCGCGUCAUCGUCCGGAGCAGCCGACAACAAGGCCGUCAUCCCCGACGAUGAGUUCACCCUCGCCAAGGUGUCUUUUGGCGUGAUUGGACUAGGGAUAGGUGGCUCCCUCUUGUCGUAUGGAUUUGGGGCGUAUUUCAAUCUUCUCCCUGGUUCGGAGUGGUCUGCUCUGAUGCUAACCUACGGAUUUCCUCUCACAAUCAUAGGCAUGGCCUUAAAGUAUGCUGAACUGAAACCAGUGCCCUGCAUAACCUACUCUGAUGCUUUUGCUCUAAGAGAAAAGUGUGCUACCCCUAUCCUCAAGCAGGUCAGGAGUGAUGUUACACGCUAUAGAUAUGGUGAUGAGCAGCACCUCGAUGAAGCGCUAAAGCGGAUCUUUCAAUAUGGUUUGGGUGGCGGCAUUCCAAGACGUAGUGCACCUAUAUUACAAAAGAUUCAAGAAGUAACUGAUGAUGGGAAAUACUGUUUAGUACUGGAAUUUGAAGCCAAAUCGUUGGGGCUAUCAGAUUUUGAGAAGAGGCAGGCAAAAUUCACCUCCUUUUUCGGUCCUGGGAUUGAGGCUAAAAUCGGAAAAGGUGGUGACGAUCUAUAUGAAGUUCGCCUUAUCUCGGAGACCACCGAGGAAGAGUGACAGCGUUUGCGACCCGAUUCUCUGCUACUAAUAUUCAACAAAUGAUCUUUAUUUCCUUUUCUCUCUAAUUUGCAUAUAAUCUCUUGUUAUUGUAAAAAUAUAUAUUUAAUUUUGCUUCUGAGCUUUGUAUGAAGUUCUAAAUCUAGCAUCGUAUGCUUCAUUCACAUAAAAAAGACUAUUGUAAUAAAGAUUUAAAUUGACUUGA
Messenger RNA from Hordeum vulgare subsp. vulgare (domesticated barley), 1153 nucleotides. Its product is annotated as thylakoid membrane protein slr0575. Lineage: Eukaryota; Viridiplantae; Streptophyta; Magnoliopsida; Poales; Poaceae. The record is from RefSeq and is a predicted model, not a curated record. The coding region runs from base 160 to 948 and encodes 262 amino acids. The transcript has 9 exons.